Molecule: messenger RNA, 1499 nt
Organism: Tigriopus californicus
Lineage: Eukaryota; Metazoa; Arthropoda; Copepoda; Harpacticoida; Harpacticidae
Product: zinc finger protein 24-like
Exons: 1
Coding region: 1-1314 (437 amino acids)
Biological process (GO): regulation of transcription by RNA polymerase II
Molecular function (GO): RNA polymerase II cis-regulatory region sequence-specific DNA binding; DNA-binding transcription factor activity, RNA polymerase II-specific
Source: RefSeq, a predicted model, not a curated record
AUGAAUGGUUCGGAUGGCCAUCAUGGCCUGGGGAAUAAUGGUCAAAUCGGAAAACCUCAGGAAGACGCUUGGCUCGGCUCAUUCCGACAGUUCAUGCCUGAAUUUGAUCCCGAGUCCGGUACGGGCACGGGCAGCCACGACCUGCACCGCAGUUGGUCUUGCUACGUGCAGACCUUCAACGACCUGUGCCAAUUGCACGCGAUUCAAGGGACCGCCGCGAAGGCGUCGUUGUUCCUGCUCCUCUGCGGGUUCAAGAUGCGCGAAAAAUUAUCCGAGUACGGCUUCGACAGUGGUUCAGCCGACUUUGAGCUCCUGGUCAAUUUCGUGGGCUCGAUGUUCGCCGAUCGGCAAGCCGUUCAGUUGAACCGGUAUCGGUUCUUCUUUGAGCACGGACACCCGCUCUCCGGCGAGAGUUCCCAGCUGUGGGUGCGUCGCUUGUGGCACUUGAGUAAAGCCUGCAACUUUGACCAGUUCUCGCCUCAAGAUGCCGUGUCCUUGCUGCUCAUGCGGCACGAUCCCAGAAUCAAGACCCAAGUGGCGGCCAAUCCCGCCCUGACCGCCAUGGAUGUGAUCCUACAAGUGGACAAGACUUUUGCCCAGGAGUUUGAGGAACACUUGCCAGGGGAGGGGGAGGAUGACGAAACGCAUACGCCCAUCAACGUCGAUCUUCAAUGGGGGGAUGACGAGACGGGACACCACGACCACGAUAACGACAGCUCGUCCCAGCCCGUGGCCUCGGUGGACUCCAUGAAACUGGAGCUAGAUGACGUGUCCAAAGAGUCGGGCGGCACCUUCAUGGGGCAUCCCGAGGAAAACUCGGACGGGUCGAUGCACAUCUUGCCCCCGGAUCUGUCCAAACUCAAACCCGUGGCUCCCAAAUCAUCUGGCCCGUCAUCUUCGCCGGCGAAUAAGUCGGCGUGCUCAUGCCCCAAUUGCGAAAGUGCCCCGCCCGGCGUCCGUCCAGCCCGCCAUAAAUGCCAUUUCCAAGGGUGCGGCAAGGAAUAUACCAAGACGAGCCACUUGAAGUCGCAUUUAAACUCUCAUAGUGACGUGUUGCCCUUCGGGUGCACCCAUUGUGACAAACGCUUCUACCGAUCCGAUCAGUUAACUCGACACGUCCGAAUUCACACGGGCGAGAAGCGCUAUUGGUGUCAAGUUUGUCAUAAAGCCUUUUCUCGGUCCGAUCACUUGACCAAGCACGCCAAAACCCACAAAGACCAAGAUGUCUCGGCCAUCAUCGGACAGGCUCAAAACAAUCCUAACGAGCCCAGUAACCAUCCUGGGGGGCAGAUGAUGGGUCAUUUGGUUCAAUAGUAGUAACUAGCUAGCCCACGAAUACAUUCACGAGUAAGGGUUUCAGACCAACACAAACAAGCACAAAGUACGCACGUACGUACAGCAAAGCAAAGCUCUCUCUCUCUCUCUCUAACUCUCUCUUCUUUUCAAUGUCAUUCAUCUCAAAGGCUAAACCAUGAAAUAUAAAAUGUACUGGAAACGUC